UAUUGCUCUUCUUUGUGCAAAGGCGGUCGUAUUUUUUGUCUCGAAGAAGAAGUUAUUUUUGUCUAUUCGAAGCUGAUAAGCCGAAAUUAAUAUAUACAUUUUUUUUUAUUCCAAUUAAUUCGAUUAUCUGGCUUUAGUUGCAGAAUAUUAACCAACAUGCAAUUACUGAUUGUUUUAUUUACCGUGGUAGUCACUGUACUAGCCAUUUCUCACGGGGAUAGAACUGAUGUUUUCAAUGGCCGACGACAAACAUCAAUUGAUUCAAGAGGUCAGAGAGUGCAUAGCGUUCAGUACUCCCAAAACGCCGGAUUAGAAGUUAAUCGCGCUCAAGAUCAAGCCAAUCAAGGUGGUGUUUUUAAUGGCCGACGACAAACAUCAAGUUAUUCAAGACAAACAGGAUCCAAUAAUGAAGGAGGUCAGAGUGUGCUCAGCGUUGCGUAUUCCCAAAACGCUCAUCAAACCGUGGGAUUAGGAGUAAGUCGCGCUCAGGAUUCCAAUCAAGGUGGUAGAAAUGAAUUUUUCGAUGGCAGACGACAACCAUCAAGUAAUCCCAAUCAAAGUGGAUUCAAUAAUGAAGGACCUAAAAUAGACCUUAGCCCGCAAAGGGAUCAAAACAAAGGUCCAGGCUCCAAUGACACUAAAAAUUCCGAAAGGUGCUCUUUUUGCAGCUCAAAAAAGAUCAAGAAUGUUGAUGUUGAGCGCGCGAACAAAUAAUUUCACUGAAAAGCGUUUGUUUUAUUUCAUAUAACAUUUUCAUAACACAUUUUUGCUUUUAUUGCAAUCAACAUCUCAAAGAUCAAGUCUUGUGUUGAAAUUGUUACAAUUAUAUAAUUCUCUUUAAUGUAAUACCUACAUAUUACAUACAUACAUAUACACAAUUUACAUGAAAUUUAGUUUAAUGAAGUUUAAUUUAAUUAAAAAUUAUGA
Drosophila eugracilis is the source of this 927-nucleotide messenger RNA. RefSeq lists its product as uncharacterized. The record is from RefSeq and is a predicted model, not a curated record. The transcript is spliced from 2 exons. The coding region runs from base 157 to 714 and encodes 185 amino acids. NCBI's taxonomy places the organism in Eukaryota, Metazoa, Arthropoda, Insecta, Diptera, Drosophilidae.